CCGUUCUUUCGUCUGCGUUGCCGGAAUUAUGCAUCAGAACCAAUUUCACUGACUAAUUUGAAGCGUGGUACCGGUGGGCGCUCUUCGUUCAACGGAUUAAUUGUGACAGUUUUCGGCGCUUCUGGCUACCUGGGCAAGCACAUUGUUACUCACUUGGGUCGAAUGGGUGCCCAGGUAAUCGUCCCCUACCGCAGUGAUCCCUAUUUCGUCCGAGACCUCAAGGUCAUGGGUGACUUAGGUCAAAUUCUAUUUUGUCCUUUUCAUUUGGAAGAUGAAGAUGCUAUCAAAAAGGCGAUGCGGUUCAGCAACGUUGCUAUUAACUGCAUUGGUAAAAUGAAUGCUACCCACAACUUCACUCAAGAGGCUGUCAAUUUGGAGGGAGCGGCCCGUAUUGCUCGUCUGUCAAAAGAUGUGGGUGUCGAGCGUUUUGUACACAUCUCCGCCCUCUCGCAAAACGAGAAUCCAGAGAAAUUCGUUUGGAGACCGUCAGAGUUUCGUCGCACAAAAGCUCUAGGGGAGAAAGCUGUCCUACGUGAGCGUCCUGAUGCCAUUAUCUUUCGCCCUGCCGACAUCUGGGGCAACUCGGACACCUUUCUCUGCUACUACGGGGCUAGAGGUAAGAAGUAUCGCUGGGAGCGCCGUUCUUCGUACGGAAGCAGACUGCGCCUCUGCUUGUGGGAGCGCGGUCAAAAGACCAUUAAGCAGCCGGUCUAUGUUGGCGACUUAGCCAGAGGCAUCUUGAACAGUCUCACUGCUGCCGACAGCCCAGGUAAGAUCUACGAAGCCGUCGGCCCUCAUCGUUACCGCUUGGACGACUUGGUCAAGUGGAUCAUAUUCAAUUGCCGUUACUUGCCACGGGAACUCACCAUCGGCAAAUUUGAUCCUUGGUUCCUGGCCCGCGUCUACGCGAACGAGUACUUUUCUCGUGUGAAUCCCAGCAUGUGCUUCGAGCGGCUGGAACAUGACAGCACCACGGACAAACUAUCCGGAGCACCGACCCUCAUCGACUUGGGUGUUAAGUUAACCAAGUUGGAGGAUCGUAUUCACCAAAUAUUGUUUAUUUAUCGCCGCCUCAACAACUACUGGGAGGCUGUUGGUGAAUUCCCUGAACCACCAAACCCUCCAAUCUCUCUGGCCUAA
Mesocestoides corti is the source of this 1140-nucleotide messenger RNA. NCBI's taxonomy places the organism in Eukaryota, Metazoa, Platyhelminthes, Cestoda, Cyclophyllidea, Mesocestoididae. The record is from the annotation of a GenBank genome assembly.